GAGACGAGGCAUUUUUCCGCGCAAUUUGGCAAAGCCAAAAAAACCGGAGACUGUUCAAAAGAAACCCCGCUAAUACCCAAAACCAUUAAAGUCCCACAAAUUACCAUUAUUAACCAGGCCUGCGGAGUUAUUUCAUACUUUGAUAUUGACAAGACUAAGUUUUGAGAAGCCCGUGCAACCCGGCACGCGCCGGAUAGUGGACGAAGGGGCGUAGCCCUGAGAGCCGGAUAGCGCGCGCCAGCGGCCGCAGUGAGUCGGAUGCGGCGCGAGCGCACAUCGGCGGGCCGCCCCUUUGAUUGGCUGGGCGAAGCCGCACUUCUGCAGAGCGCCAGAAACGCGGAGUUUAGCGGGCGUCUUGCCUGGCUGUGCCGUGCGCGGCGGGUACGUGUGGGACAGGACCGGGGCAAAGGCCGGGCGAGCGCGAAUCUGCGGCGGUCUCUCGAGUUCACUGCGGAAAAUAUGCACAUCUGAAGAAGGAGAUCUGUAAUAGUAUAUAUGCUGCUUUCAGACAUCUGAUUAGAUACGUGCACUGUAGAUAGCUGAUUUAUGGCUGGAAAAUCAGUUAAGAUGGAACGUGAGUGUGUAGCUUUGAAAGAUCUAACAUGUCCCGGUCAGAGCAAAUCCGCAACGGAUGGAGAUGAGGUCAAAAAUGGUCAUAAGGAAAAUGUUUUCCACCCCCCAGUGGAACGCAGGAAGGUCCCGCUGAAGAGCGAUGGCGUGGCUAGUGUGCCGAUAGGGAGGAGGGCGUUGUCCUCUGAGCAGCUCCACGCCACUCCCACCAAACAGGUGGACCAGGUGGUUGCUGAGCCAUGUUCACCCACCGCCAAUCUGAAGGUGCUGAUCCAGGCCGCCAGUCCGGACAUGCGCGACCGCGAGAUGAGAAAGGUCUUGUUCCGACCCAUUGAGAACAAGAAUGAGGGGGUGGCGCCGGACGACCCCAGCCAGUUCGAGGUGCCUGGUGAGAGUGCAGAUGACGUCGAGAAAAGGCCCUGCAGGAAACGAAAAAGCUUAGGCCUCCUGUGUCAGAAGUUCCUGGCCCUGUACCCUGAUUACCCAGCAUCCUCUGAGGCAACAAGCAUCCCACUCGACGAAGUAGCCGUGAGCCUCGGGGCCGAGCGCCGGAGGCUCUAUGAUAUCGUGAACGUACUGGAGUCUCUGAAGCUGGUUAGCCGUGUGGCAAAGAACCAGUACCUCUGGCAUGGGCGGCAGAGGCUGCGGGAGACCCUGAGCGAGCUGCGCGGCUCGGGAUGGAGGCAGUGCUGCCCCCUGCAGGAGGAGGACUGCCAGCGCAUGCAGACGGGGGAGGCAGCUGUGCAGGAAGGCUAUGCGGAGGCUGGCUUUGGGGCGGCUGGUGGACGCAAGGACAAGUCCCUGCGCUUCCUGAGCCAGAAGUUUGUGACGCUCUUCCUGGUGUCGGAGAUGCAGACUGUGACGCUGGACCUGGCAACCCGAGUCCUCAUUGACGAGAGCCAAGACACCGACAGCCGCAGCAAGUAUAAAACGAAGGUGAGGCGUCUCUACGACAUCGCCAACGUCCUGACGAGCCUGGGCCUCAUCGAGAAAGUUCAGGUGAAGGAGGAGCGGGGAAAGAAGCCAGCGUUCAGAUGGACGGGCCCAGUGGAGGUGACCUGUGGUGGUGACUUGCCAGCUGCAGCCAUCUACUCAGCUUGCCACGUCGACAGUCACCUUGGCGUAUCAGGGGGAAGGAAGCAUAUCGUGGGAUACCCCUCCUUCAAUGAGAGACCCGCCCCCUUUGCCACCGAGCGACGGGCCAGCUCCGCCCCCUGCAGCCCUCCCUGUGGUCGGACCAGUCCAAUUCCCCAGCCGGUGGAUUAUUCUAGAAAGGCCGCAAGCCGACAGCAGCUUGAGGACGGCCAGCGAAUCCAGAACUGUGAUGAACCAAGGGUCGAUACUGUGAAGGACAGACCAGAGUGCCAUGCCCCCAUUCCCAGUCCAAUUGGAGUGCUUGAGGGUCCCUGCAGGCCACUCCCCCUGACCAGCUUUUACCCAUCAAUUGGCCAGGCCUGCCCCCAGGUCAUGUCCACGUGCCCCACCCUCCAAAGCAUCAAGAAGCACCCACUGUCUCACCUUCCUUACCUGCCCCAGGCUUCUGUUUUCCUACUCUAUGGGGGUAAAGCAGCACACUGGAGGGAGAGUGAAGAGAGGCCUUCUCUGUGUGAGCCCAGCAAGAGAUUCCUGGGAAAGAGGAGGACUGUAGAGGAGGAGGGGCCAGUAGCCAAGAGGGUCCAGCUGGCCAAUCAUGAGGAAGAGCCUUCUCCGAAGGGUUUCUCUGAGCAGGUGGAAAUGUGGAGCAACAUGGACAGGUGCCAUCCACGGGUGUCCCCCAGGCAAGGCUACCAGGUCCCUGAGGUGCACUCACUGCUGCCCCCUAAAGGCGACGAGGCCAACACGCACAGUGUUCCUGCACCCUACCCAUCCUCGCACUACCUGUAUGUCCCCGUCUUGCCAGGGACGCCGCACAGCCUGAGUUUCCUGCUCUCUUCUGGACACGUUCCCGUGGCGGAUGGCGGAGUGACCGCACUGGCUCUGCCCUGCGUCCUGCUGCCCUCCUGCGCCUUGGCGUCCCACCCUCCCGCCGGCGGCUGCAGCUGUGACGCGCCGGCAGGGCUGGCCCCGUGUGGCUUUGUGGGGUCGCGACCCUUCGCAGUUUCGGGACCCCCCGCCUCCGUCUCCGGUCCGGAGCAGCCCCUAAUGCAGGCCUCCGCCCCUCCGGGUUCACCAGCGGGGCUGCAGGCGGCAGCUCCCGUGCCCACGAAGGAUGUCGAAACACUGCCGACUCUGAAGGGGGCCAGCCCAGGCGACAGGCAGGCUUUCUUCCAGACGCCGGGGACCCUGAGAACUGGCAGCCCCCCAGCCGCCCGCAGGCGAGGCUCGGCUCAGAGGAGACUGGAUAUCGAGCACCGAGCAGCCAAUUAGCCGAAGCCAAGCGUGCGCUGGGGGAGUAGCUUCCCUCUACGCGGAUGCUGACGACGUGCCAGCGUGCUCCACUUGAGGUCGUCCUUUGCUUGUUCCGAAUCAAAAGGCAGCUCCUCUCUACCUUGUGCCUCGACGGUACACUUUAGAGCGCUGGUAAUGCACUUAUAUUUGGUGCAAAUAUUUCUAACCUUGAGGUACAAAAUGAAGAGGAAAAACUUAUCUGUAAAACGCAGCAAAGAAUAAUAGGUUUAACUUAUAGGGUCAUACCUUUUCCUCUAUACGCAGACGAUUAUACCAAUUUUAGCUUUAACGUACAAUAAUUAUUAUAGCUAUUUGUGACACUGCUACUUUUUUUUACUGUUAUGGGGGGACAUAAGCUCUCCGUAUGUCAGUGCCGAGAGCUGCGGACAGUCAGCAAAACGUGGCAGCUGAGCUGGCAGUCAAGCAUACUGACUGCUGUUCCUUCUGCUAUGGUAACAUAUGUAUGGCAGCAGGCUUUGGUGGGACCCUAUUAUUCAUCCGAUUAUUAUCUUACUAUAAUGGGCCUAAGCAAACAAUCAUUAUAUCUGCGUAAAACUAGAGGGUUUGAAGUAUAUAGAAGGUUAGGGAAAUAUAUUUGCUUGAUAAUUAGUUGUAAAAAAAAUUGCAUUGGGGGGAUUUGGGAGCACUAGUGUAAAUUAAUUUAAAUGUAUUGUUUUAAUUGAAAUGGUUUAUAUGUUCUUUAUGCAGUUUUCACGGUUCAGAUUAUGUGGGAAUGGUGUCUGUGCAUAUAAAGGAGCAUAGCUGGUUGUAUUGACCUCUAGUGGUAGGAGGAUCAAAAAGCUGCUUGUUAGUUAAAUCAUGGAAUUAAUGCAAAUUCUUUAUUUCCAUCAUUCCAACAUUAUUUAUAUGUCAGAUAAUCUGUGGAUAUUGGUAAAUUUCGCAGGCUAUCGGCCACUUAAAUAUGUCAUAAGAUUUAGUAAUUGUAAAGGGUGAUUUUUACCUUGUUGCCGCAUUCUAAGAAAUGCCACAUUUUGGUCAAAACUAGAACAUUCCUUAACUGAAGGUGUGCCCAAAGAAAAAUGAGCCAUUUCUACUGCACUAUAUGAAAAUCAGCCGAAAGCAUCGUGGACAGUAGACAUCAUAGAGGCUAAGGGUGUAAACUUUAAUUCAAGGGCUGUUGCAUCAGGCCCCAGCAACUCUGCGGUAAUAUGGUUGAGCAUCUGAAUAUCGGAAUUGUUUCCUUGGAAGAAAUCUGAAUAAAGGUGUCAGAUCAAUGAAGUAUAUUCAGCUAGCUGGAUAUACUUCAUUGGAUGGUUAAAUCUGA
Messenger RNA from Paramormyrops kingsleyae, 4243 nucleotides. RefSeq names its product E2F transcription factor 7 (gene e2f7). Gene Ontology annotation, molecular function: RNA polymerase II cis-regulatory region sequence-specific DNA binding; DNA-binding transcription factor activity, RNA polymerase II-specific. Lineage: Eukaryota; Metazoa; Chordata; Actinopteri; Osteoglossiformes; Mormyridae. The record is from RefSeq and is a predicted model, not a curated record. Gene Ontology annotation, cellular component: RNA polymerase II transcription regulator complex. Gene Ontology annotation, biological process: regulation of transcription by RNA polymerase II.